AUGCCUCCACGCGUGCCCUCGGCCGUGGCGAGCAGUGUCUUCAAUUUGACCAGUCUCCUCCAAAGCUUGCCGUCCGCCGUACGGAAUCAAGCCUUCACGAAAUGCUCGACAUGUUUGUUCUCGACGACACCGGCCUUAGAGGCUAAACGGUCUACUCGAAAGCGCAAAGCACGGCGACAUAUCGACCCCUACCGCUUGGCCCAAGCCCGACAGCGCAAAGCCGCGAAUCUAGCGCGGCAGAAAGUGCUAAAUGCUGAGCGCAAACUCGCACUGGGCGACCCGGUCCGGUCACGACCGACACCUUUUAUCGAAUCUCUACACUCGAGCACUCCUUUGGAGGCCGUCAAGAAGUCGUAUUUGAACUAUUUGCUGAAGCAGGAAGAUCUGGAGAAAUCGGUCGAAUAUUCAAGGUGGUUGACCGAACCGCUGCCGGAAUCAAACCAAGUCCCUGGAGCCAACGACAACCUCGAACAAAAGAUCCAGGAGCAUGCCGCCUCGCAUGAGAAUGCGUCCAAGGCCCUGCUCGCCAUUACUUCAUUGGUUAGUGGAAGCAGUAAAGACCGAACUCGAGUAAACAUUCAGAGAUGCAUCGAAGAGUUUGGCCGCCACAAUACCGACAAAGUUCUCCCUCCGAGGCUACAGAGCAAGCAAGCUCCCCCAGCAUCUUCUGAAGAGGCCGGAGCUGCUGUCGUUGUUCCGAAACGGGUGGGACAGGAUACUGGGUCCCCCGAGGUCCAAAUUGCUAUUCUGACCGCUAAGAUCAAUGUCCUAGCAGACAAUCUGCACAAGAAAGAUAAAAGCAACAAGCGCCAUCUACGGCUCAUGGUGCACCGAAGGCAGAAGUUGAUGGCUUAUCUGCGGCGCCAGGAUCGGGGCGGACCAAGGUGGCAGAACAUUGUGGAUAAGCUUGGGCUCAACGAUGCCAUGUGGAAAGGGGAGAUCAGCCUCUGA
Messenger RNA from Exophiala dermatitidis NIH/UT8656, 951 nucleotides. RefSeq names its product 30S ribosomal protein S15. Gene Ontology annotation, biological process: translation. Lineage: Eukaryota; Fungi; Ascomycota; Eurotiomycetes; Chaetothyriales; Herpotrichiellaceae. Gene Ontology annotation, cellular component: ribosome. The transcript has 2 exons. The coding region runs from base 1 to 951 and encodes 316 amino acids. Gene Ontology annotation, molecular function: structural constituent of ribosome. The record is from RefSeq and is a predicted model, not a curated record.